This is a messenger RNA of Mus pahari (shrew mouse), 2730 nucleotides long. It is a transcript of the gene Ppdpf, whose product is annotated as pancreatic progenitor cell differentiation and proliferation factor. The record is from RefSeq and is a predicted model, not a curated record. Gene Ontology annotation, biological process: cell differentiation; multicellular organism development. Bases 159 to 473 code for a protein of 104 amino acids. NCBI's taxonomy places the organism in Eukaryota, Metazoa, Chordata, Mammalia, Rodentia, Muridae. The transcript is spliced from 5 exons.
GCGUGCGCAUAGCGCGCGUGGGUCCUAAAGUGGUGGUGUUUCGUGGGUUAUCUUUGCAAAUGGGCUCCUCGGCCUAGCGCCCUGGGCGUUGCCACCCCGUGGCCUUGCACGAAGCCUGCAAGGAAGGGGUUCUCCGCCGAGCGCCUCGGCCCUGAAGCAUGGCAGCCAUCCCUUCCAGCGGCUCGCUCGUGGCUACCCAUGACUACUAUCGGCGACGCUUGGGCUCCUCGUCCAGCAACAGCUCCGGCGGAAGUGCCGAGUACCCUGGGGACGCCGUACCCCAGUCCCCGGGUCUUCCUAAAGCCGACCCGGGCCACUGGUGGGCCAGCUUCUUUUUCGGGAAAUCCACCCUCCCAUUCAUGGCAACAGUGUUGGAGUCUCCCGAGCGGCUCCAAGUGAUUGGGUAUUUCAAUCACUCCCCACUGGGCACCAGAAACCACAGAGCAGAAAUUUAUCUUGAACUUUCUAGGUGAGGCUCCUCCAACAAAGCCAAGGUUAUAAAGAGAAAAUCACGUAAACUUGUUCUGGGUUUUAUGUGGCAUAAGAUCCUGUGGAAUUAAGGUGCUAAAGGGUGGGGUAUGUGUUUGUGGACAGUCAAGCUCAAAAAGUGGUAUGAAAAGAACUCCACAAGGCCUGUUGUCUAGACUCUUCUUGGCUUCUCUGUCACAUGAAGUCUUCACAGGAGAAGGGAGGAAGAAGUCAGAGAGUGACUUCCUGGAUUUUGUGUAUUGCCUCCUGGAGGAGGAUAAUCAGGAAAGGAACAUGGCUGCCUCUUUACUCUUUCCUUGAUGACACGCAGUAUUUGAGGUGUGUUUGGUAUGUUUCCUAUCUCUUCAUCUCAGUAAACUGAAGGAUGGUGCAUGCCUUCAAUAGAAGUCCAGGAAAAUCACGAGGCCCUCUUCUGUGGGUCCUGGCCACGUCCAAGGAGCUCAGACCAGGUUCUCAUACCUGGUGAUACCUGUGAGUUUCUCACACAGGUCUUUGAAGCAAGGUCUCUGCUUGGGGUCUCUGCUCCAACAGCUGAGCAUCAGUUUGUGUAUGUUGGGUGGGCACUCCAGAGGGCACGGCAUGCGGUAGCCGGCAUCCACCCUCAGGAAGGUUUCAUGGUUGGACAUGCCUGUGGCCCAUGGGAGAAGAGAAAUGAGAGCUAGGAGACUGAUUACUGGAAGCCACACCCAGCUGCCUUUGGCUCUCCUCCCUGGAUGCUGACCCCUGCUAGAAUGACCACCAUCAUGCUCUGGAUAUGUUGUAGCAUACUGUCCAUGGAUGUUCCCUUCCCUGUGGACGGUGUCUCCGGGAAAUGAUCCCAGAAGCAUGCUCCCGGAUGCUCAAGGAAUGGGGUCUGGUUGAGGCCCUGGGAAGCACCUCCUGUCAUCUCUGUCACCCAUUCAAGACCUGCCCUGACUCUACCUCACUAUUUGUCACCCCUGGAGACAUUCUUGGGGCAAUACCUGGGUAGGGCAUCUGCCCCCUGCUGAAAAUUUCAUGAAGGAGAACUCCAAACGACCAGACGUCAGACUUGAUGGAGUAAUGCCCUCGGGAAAGUGCCUCAGGUGCUGUCCAUUUGUAGGGGACGUUGUGCUCAUGGGAAAGGUAGAUGUCCUCCUGUGGUAAGAUGUCUUAUGGUAGGACCUGACACUAGAGGGAGCUGCCACUUGUACCCUUCUUGUGUAGCAUUGACAAGCAUGGACUCCAAGGUCCUGGUGGGCAGGGACAACCACAUUGCCUAUUGCUGCCUGACCCACUGACACCACCCCACUGCUACCGUGGGUAGCUGCCACCAAUGCUGCCAGAACCAUGGCUAGGCCCAGUAAAAGUACCAAUUCACUGGGAUUCUGGGUCAGGGAAAGACAAGAGCAGAGUUGCAAUGCAUCAAAGUACAUGGCUAUGUCUGACUAGGUUCUCAAAGCUAGAUCAAUAGGGCAUGAAUAAGGCUAUGGCUGUAUAGAUAAAGCCAUCUUGCUUGCCUAUUAACACCACCCUAUCAAGAACCCAUCUUGUUUAUGGCUAGGUUCAGCUCAAGGCUUGGGAGAUAAAGCCCCACAUCCUGCUUCUGUCUUCUACCCCCAAGGGCCUACCUUGACAAGCCUGGCCAGCCCAAAGUCCCCCACUUUGCAGAGAUUGUUCUCUGUAACAAGAACGUUCCUCGCAGCCAGGUCACGGUGGAUGUAAUUCUGAGAUUCCAGGUAGCACAUGCCCUCAGCAACCUGUGAUGCAAAGUCCACCAGCUCCAAAAUAGGCAGGGCUUUCUCAUCAGAGUCUGUAGGGUGAUCAAAGGCCAUAGUCAGCUGGCCAGAGACCAGUCCUCGUUUACUGUGGCUUCGAAGGCUACAGCAAAGAGCAGCUGGCUUGGCUUAAUUGCAAAGUGGGAAGGCCUAGACCUUCUGCAGUUAUGUACCUAGAGACAAAGAGCAUAUUCUUUGUCUGACACCCUUUCUGGGAAUCAUAAAGCAAUCUAAGGUCAAGAGCAUUGCUGCAAGAUAUUCUUGGUAUGUAGCCAUUGAACACUCUAGAUAAUGCACAGCCAGCAAGUGCUACACCUACAAGGGGCAUGAGUUUCGUCUCUAAAAACUUCUUCCUGCAGAAACUGCUUAUGGGAUCAAGCUCUUUAUGAGAAACAUAAAGAAAGAGAGAGAAUUUAGAGAGAAGCUGGUGGGCUGAAGCAAGUCACUAGCAGGCUACACAAGCCUACAGUAAAGUAGCCUCAGCUAACUGGGGAUAGAAAUUGUG